Molecule: messenger RNA, 3188 nt
Organism: Panicum virgatum (switchgrass)
Lineage: Eukaryota; Viridiplantae; Streptophyta; Magnoliopsida; Poales; Poaceae
Product: receptor-like protein EIX2
Exons: 2
Coding region: 1-2868 (955 amino acids)
Molecular function (GO): protein binding
Source: RefSeq, a predicted model, not a curated record
AUGGGGGUCUGCAGUUCCCUUCCGCCCUUGGAAAAGGACAAGGCGGUCCAAACUACAAUCAAUACGCACUGCGAAGAACUAGCUCCCCUAUUCUACUCAAAUUUUCCCCGACAAGCACUGACCCUUUGGUGCCUGAUUGUCAACACCAGGGAGACAGUGGCGUGCACUGCAGCAGAGAGGGGUGCUUUGGUUGCCUUCAACGCCAGCAUCAACAAUCCUUAUGGAAAGUUGAGUUCAUGGCGAGGCGAAAACUGUUGCAACUGGAGCGGUGUUAGGUGCAGCAAGAAGACCAGCCGUGUCAUCCAGCUCGACCUUGGCAAAUUCGCUCUCCAAGGUGACAUCAGUCCAUCUUUGGCUGCUCUGACAAAUUUGGUGUACCUCAACCUCAGCCAAAAUGACUUUGGCGGGGUGAGCAUCCCAGAAUUCAUAGGCUCCUUCAAGAUGUUGAGGUAUCUUGAUCUUUCGGGUGCCCAUUUUGGUGGCCCAGUCCCUCCUCAGCUUGGUAAUUUAUCAAGGCUCCAACAUCUUGACCUAUCCGAUUCUUAUUAUAUGAUAACUGUCGACAACUUCCAUUGGGUUUCAAAACUCACUUCCCUGAGAUAUCUUGACCUCAGUUGGUCAUAUCUUGCUGCCUCCUUGGAUUGGCUGCAGGCUGUGAAUGUGCUUCCUUUUCUGCAAGUGCUUUGCUUGAAUGAUGCAAGUCUUCCUGCCACCAACCUCAAUAGUUUUUCUCAGGUCAACUUCACCACCCUUAAAAUAAUUGAUCUCAGGAGUAACACUAAUCUGAAUUCUUCCUUGCCAAGUUGGAUUUGGAAUCUAUCUUCCCUUUCAGAGUUGGAUCUAUCUAGCUGUGGGCUUUCAGGUGUGAUUCCCGAUGAGCUUGGAAAGCUGACAUCACUUAAGUUUGUCGGACUAAAGGACAACAAGUUGGAAGGAUCGAUACCAAGAUCAGUAAGUGGUUUGUGCAAUUUAGUACACGUUGAUUUGUCCGGAAACCUUUUAUCAGGAGAUAUCACAGUUAUAGCGAAGGCUCUGUUACACUGCAUGAAGCGGUUGCUAAUCCUUGACCUUGCUGAUAACAAGUUAAAAGGAAAUCUAUCAGGUUGGCUUGAGCAAAUGGCUAGCUUAAGAGUUCUUGAUCUGAGUAAGAACUCACUAUCUGGAGAUGUACCAGCCAGCAUGGGCAAUCUAUCGAACCUGACACACUUGGAUAUUUCCUCUAAUUCAUUUGGAGGCACAUUAUCGGAACAGCACUUUGUCAAAUUAUCAGGAUUGGAUACUUUAGUUUUGUCAUCAAAUUCCUUGAAGAUUGUCAUGAAGCCCAGCUGGGUGCCACCCUUUCAGCUGAGAGAGGUAGGAAUGCAUACUUGCUUGGUUGGGCCACAAUUUCCAACGUGGCUGCAAUCUCAAACUAGAAUCGAGAAGAUUGAUGUAGGCAGUGCAGGCAUUAGUGGUAUGUUACCUGACUGGAUCUGGACCUUGUCUUCAUCGCUUACAAGCUUAAAUGUGUCAACAAACAACAUAACUGGGAAGUUGCCAGCAAGUUUGGAGCAAUUGAAAAUGCUGACAAUUCUGAACAUGAGGAAUAAUCAACUUGAGGGAAGAAUUCCUGAUUUGCCGACUGGUGUUCGAAUGUUGGAUUUAUCCCACAACUACUUGUCUGGAUCAUUGCCACAGAGCUUUGGGGGCAAUGAAUUGUAUUACCUGCUGCUUUCAAACAAUUAUCUUAGCGGAGUAAUCCCAACAGAUUUAUGCAACAUGCUAUCCAUGGAAGUUAUUGAUCUCUCCAGUAACAAUCUUUCGGGGGAGCUUCCAGAUUGUUGGCAUAAGAAUUCGAACCUGUAUAUCAUAGAAUUUUCAAGCAAUAAAUUAUGGGGAGAAAUACCAUCGACCAUGGGUUCUCUAAAUUCUCUCAUCUCAUUGCACCUCGGCAAGAAUAACUUAUCUGGGACUUUGCCCACCUCAUUACAAUCAUGUAAUGGGCUGGUAUUGCUUGAUCUUGGAGAGAAUAAUCUGUCAGGAAACAUACCAAAAUGGAUUGGUAACGGUCUACAAACUCUGCAGUUUCUGAAUUUAAGGUCCAACGAAUUUUCUGGUGAAAUACCUGAAGUACUGUCAAACCUUCAUGCUCUGCAAUAUUUGGACUUAAGUAACAACAAACUAUCUGGCCCUGUACCACAUUUUCUGGGAAAUUUAACAUCCAUGUGCAUGGAUAAUCCAGAGGGGGACACAACUCCUUUUAUUAAAUUCAAGAUUUAUGGUAUUGGGGGCGCUUACUUUUCAGUGUACACAGAUACUUUUAGCAAAUUUGACCGUGUGAAGAGCAUUGAUCUCUCAGCAAACCAAUUUACUGGUGAGGUUCCCAGUGAACUAGGACUCCUGUCUGCAUUACAUAGCUUGAAUAUGUCAAGAAAUUGCAUUGGAGGAAGUAUUCCUGACGAACUGGGAAGUAUGAUCAGAUUAGAAUCACUUGAUCUCUCAUGGAACAAUCUAUCAGGUCCAAUUCCUCAAGGCCUCGUGUCAUUGAGUUUUCUGAGCAUCCUGAACUUAUCCUACAACGAUCUCUCAGGAGAAAUACCUUUAGGAAAUCAAUUUGCGACUUUUGGAGGAGAUUCGUACUUGGGAAAUGUAAAUCUUUGUGGAUAUCCGCUAGUGUCAAGAAUUUGUUUACCAAAUAGCAUCAAGCGUCAGCACCAUAAACAUCAUCAACAUUCUGAGAUGGUGACAUAUCUAUGUACCUUGCUGGGUUUUGCAUCUGGAUUGUCCUUUGUUGUCGUCAUCCUCGUAUCUAGGGCAGCAGCAAGGAAGGCCUUAUUUCAAUUCACCGACAGCAUGCUCAACAAGUUGCACGCUGCAGCCUGCAGUUGAGAUGAAGCUCCAUAUCAACAGUGGCUUGCAGUCUUAGCAGGAGGAGACCUGUCCAUGCCAGCAGAAAGUCAGAACUCCACCUGCUACCACUUGGAAGGACCUCCUGCUCCUGGUUAGAGGAACUUUCAUAGCAUAAAAAGUUUGGAUUAGGCAUAUAUACUAAUAUAGUUAAAUAAUUGGCCCAUGCAUGUUCUGAAAUGUUACCAUUUUUCUUUGGAUAUGAACUUGAAAUAUCAGUUAAAAGAGUAAGACCACGAGUCCACGACCCAUUUGACUUGUAUAUUACGAAUUUACGUAAUCACAAUACAAUUCAGAUGCUA